AUGCAUAUCGCCUGGACUUCCGCCGCGAAAAGCGCAAAGAAGCGCAAGCGACUCGCCAAGGGCGGCGAUGUCGUUCUCCGCGCGUUUGGGGAUUCCGAAGACGUGGCAGCAGAACCUACAAUUGAUGACGUGGCCGUAGCUGACGAGGCGCGCGGAGAAGACGCCACGUGUACCCCAGACGAGAUGGAACCUAGGAGAAAGACGAGAGUUGAGGAGACGGCGCAGCUUCAGCAGAGGGGAAACGCCUUGGCACAGGCACGUGGGGGGCACGUGGGGCCACGUGUUGCUUUCUCAGCAGGAGAGUUUUCUGCUGCUCUUUCCACGUGGGAUGCUGCCAUUGGCUUGUCUGCUGUGCCACGUCAGCGCGCGGUGCUGUUCGAGCAGAAGGCGCAGGUGCUGAUGGAGAUGGGGCGGCUGUGGGAGGCCGUCCGAGCUGGCACAUGUAAUGGUUGCUCCAAUGAUGGCAUCCCACCUUGA
Molecule: messenger RNA, 477 nt
Organism: Closterium sp. Naga37s-1
Lineage: Eukaryota; Viridiplantae; Streptophyta; Zygnematophyceae; Desmidiales; Closteriaceae
Source: the annotation of a GenBank genome assembly